This is a messenger RNA of Sorex fumeus (smoky shrew), 2937 nucleotides long. It is a transcript of the gene CLCN1, whose product is annotated as chloride voltage-gated channel 1. The record is from RefSeq and is a predicted model, not a curated record. Gene Ontology annotation, molecular function: voltage-gated chloride channel activity. Gene Ontology annotation, cellular component: membrane. Gene Ontology annotation, biological process: chloride transport; transmembrane transport. Lineage: Eukaryota; Metazoa; Chordata; Mammalia; Eulipotyphla; Soricidae.
AUGGAGCGAUCUGGGUCCCAGCUGCAUGGGGAAGAGCAGAGCUGGUGGGGGAGCGCCCCUCAAUACCAGUACCUGCCCUUUGAGCACUGCACCAGCUAUGGACUGCCCUCGGAGAACGGAGGCCCCGAGCAUAGGCUCCGGAGGGGGGCCGGCCCCCGCCCCAACACGCACCCCACACAGAUUUACGGGCACCACCGCAAAGAGCAGUUUCCAAGCAAGGAGCAGCCCCCCGAGGCGCCCACCAAGACGGGCUCCAGCUCCUCUGAGGAUGGCCGGGAGGAGGAGCGUUACUCCAAGUGUCAAGACUGUAUCCGCCGCCUGGGCCGCGCGGUGAGAAGACAGCUGGGGGAAGACUGGAUCUUCCUGGUGCUGCUGGGCCUGCUCAUGGCCCUGGUCAGCUGGUGCAUGGACUACAUCAGCGCCAAAGCCCUGCAGGCCUACAAGUGGACCUACUACCGCAUGCAGCCCAACCUCGCCCUGCAGUUCCUGGCCUGGGUCACCUUCCCACUGGUCCUCAUCCUCUUCAGCGCCCUCUUCUGCCAGCUCAUCUCCCCGCAAGCCGUCGGCUCGGGCAUCCCGGAGAUGAAGACCAUCCUGCGCGGGGUGGUGCUGAAGGAGUACCUCACGCUCAAGGCCUUCGUGGCCAAGGUGGUGGCGCUGACGGCCGGACUGAGCAGCGGCAUCCCCGUGGGCAAGGAGGGCCCCUUUGUCCACAUCGCCAGCAUCUGUGCAGCUGUGCUCAGCAAGUUCAUGUCGGUGUUCUGCGGCGUCUAUGAGCAGCCCUACUAUUACACCGACACCCUGACGGUGGGCUGUGCGGUGGGCGUCGGCUGCUGUUUUGGGACACCGCUCGGAGGAGUGCUCUUCAGCAUCGAGGUCACCUCCACCUACUUUGCGGUGCGCAACUACUGGCGUGGCUUCUUCGCGGCCACAUUCAGUGCCUUUGUGUUCCGGGUACUGGCUGUGUGGAACAAGGAUGCAGUCACCAUCACCGCUCUCUUCAGAACCAACUUCCGGAUGGAUUUCACCUUUGACCUGAAGGAACUCCCAGCCUUCGCCUUCAUCGGGAUCUGCUGCGGGCUGCUGGGAGCCGUGUUCGUGUACCUGCACCGCCAGGUCACGCUGGGCGUCCGCAAGCACAAGGCCCUCAGCCAGUUCCUGGCUAAGCAUCGCCUGCUGUACCCCGCAGUCAUCACCUUUGUCAUCGCCUCCUUCACCUUCCCGCCGGGAGUGGGCCAGUUCAUGGCUGGAGAGCUGAUGCCUCGGGAAGCCAUCAGCACUCUGUUUGACAACAACACCUGGGUGCGACACAUAGGUGACCCGGAGAGCCUGGGCCGGUCAGCUGUGUGGCUCCACCCACAGGUCAAUGUGGUCAUCAUCAUCUUCCUCUUCUUUAUCAUGAAGUUCUGGAUGUCCAUCGUGGCCACCACUAUGCCUAUCCCCUGCGGGGGCUUCAUGCCUGUGUUUGUAUUAGGAGCUGCUUUUGGGAGGCUGGUAGGAGAGAUCAUGGCGAUGAUAUUCCCUGAUGGUAUCUUAUUUGACGGCAUCCUCUACAAGAUCCUCCCUGGGGGCUACGCAGUCAUUGGAGCAGCCGCGCUCACGGGCGCCGUGUCCCACACAGUGUCCACGGCUGUGAUUUGCUUCGAGUUGACGGGUCAGAUUGCACACAUCCUACCCAUGAUGGUGGCUGUGAUCUUGGCCAACAUGGUGGCCCAGAGCCUGCAGCCCUCCCUCUAUGACAGUAUCAUCCAGGUCAAGAAGCUUCCCUACUUGCCUGACCUUGGUUGGAACCAGCUCAGCAAAUUUACAAUCUUUGUUGAAGACAUCAUGGUUCGUGAUGUGAAGUUUGUGUCAGCUACUUGCACGUAUGGAGAGUUGAAAACUCUGCUCCAGACCACCACGGUCAAGACUUUACCCUUGGUUGAUUCCAAAGAUUCCAUGACCCUGCUGGGCUCAGUGGAGCGCUCGGAGCUGCAGGCCUUACUGCAGCAGCACCUGGCCCCGGAGCGGAGGCUGCGGGCCGCCCAGGACCUGGCCCAGAAGCUGUCCCAGCUGCCUUAUGACGGGAAGUCGCCCCCCGGCCUCUGGCCCCUGGGCCGCCCCGAGUCCUUCGCCUUCGUGGAUGAGGAUGAAGAGGAGGACCUCUCUGGAAAGCCGCAGACGCCUCCUCUCUCACCGCCUCACCCCUUUCCUCCUGCUCCACCAGCCCCGGAAAAGCCCAACGGGCCACUGCCUGGCCCCCAACAGCAGCCAGAGGCACCAGAGCCUGCAGGCCAAAGGCGCUCUGUCUUUCGGAGUCUGCUGCGUUGCUUGCUGGGCAGAAGUCAUCCCCCAAAGAAGAAACCAACUCAGGACUCCCCCAACUUAGUGGACACCAUGUCCCCUGAAGAGAUCGAGGCCUGGGAGCAGGAGCAGCUACGCCAGCCCGUGUGCUUCGACUGCUGCUGCAUCGACCAGUCGCCCUUCCAGCUGGUGGAACAGACAUCCCUGCACAAGACGCACACGCUCUUCUCGCUCCUGGGCCUCCACCUGGCCUACGUGACCAGCAUGGGGAAGCUCAGGGGCGUGCUGGCCUUGGACGAGCUCCAGAAGGCUAUCGAGGGCCACACCAAGUCGGGGCUGCAGCUCCGCCCGCCGCUGGCCAGCUUCCGGAACACAACGACUCGAAGAAGCUCCAGGGGUCUGCCCCCAACGGGAGAGCCCUGGAGUCUUCCAGGGGACAGGGUGGGAGCGGGGGUUGAGGCUCCUGCCGCCCCCGAGACAGAGACAGAGACUCCGGCCCCCGCCUCUCCCCCCGCGCCCCCCCCCCCCGAGCUGGAGGAGCUGGAGCUGGUGGGGGACCCGGGGGCUGCCCCCGAGGACGACCUGGCUGACAUCCUGCAGGGCCCCAGCCUGCGCUCCACGGAGGAGGAGGACGAGGACGAGGUGAUGCUGUGA